Molecule: messenger RNA, 398 nt
Organism: Oppia nitens
Lineage: Eukaryota; Metazoa; Arthropoda; Arachnida; Sarcoptiformes; Oppiidae
Product: achaete-scute homolog 2-like
Exons: 1
Coding region: 66-398 (110 amino acids)
Biological process (GO): regulation of transcription by RNA polymerase II
Cellular component (GO): nucleus
Molecular function (GO): RNA polymerase II cis-regulatory region sequence-specific DNA binding; DNA-binding transcription factor activity, RNA polymerase II-specific; protein dimerization activity
Source: RefSeq, a predicted model, not a curated record
AUAAAAUUAUAGUUAAAAUCAAAUUUUGUUUAAUCAAAACUAAAUAAUAAAUAACUAUUGAUUUAAUGGAUCUAACAGUUCGUAAGCCAUCAGCUCAAGUAUCAGUCAAAAGACCAGUCGGUCGACCAAAAAAAGAGAUGGAUAUUGAAAGCCGAGUGCGAAGAGAGAUCGCUAAUCAUCGGGAAAGACAACGCGUAAAGAGUAUUAAUAUUGGGAUUCAAGCGUUGCGUCAAAUGUUGCGAUCGGACGACUCAAACACAAUCAGCAAAUCGGCGGUACUUUUCCGUUGCGCUGAUUAUAUACUGACUCUCGAAAAACAAUUAGCAAAACAUGUCGAAGAAAAUGUUUUACUUAAGAUUAUUUCAGCGCAACAUUACGAGACACAAACCGACAAAUAA